AUGGCCGAAGUGCUGCGGGACUGUAAGCUCAUUGUUUGGGAUGAGAGCACCAUGUCACAUAAAGGAGGAUUUGAGGCACUGAGCACAACCCUCAAAGACAUUAGGGGCAACGAUGUACUGAUGGGGGGAGUCACCGUGCUGCUGGCUGGAGACUUCCGACAGACUCUGCCAGUAGUGCCAAGGGGAACUCGAGCUGAUGAGGUUAAGGCAUGUGUCAAGGCAUCAUGUCUAUGGUCUCUUAUCUCAAAACUCUCUCUUAGACAGAACAUGAGGGUAUACUUGAGAGGCGAUAUCUCCGCUGGGCAAUUUUCCGAACUACUACUCAAAAUAGGGGAUGGAAAGUAUCCCGAGUCUGAGGGAAAGAUUAUCCCUGAAGGCCUAGGCUCAGUAGUGACAACCCUAGCAAACCUUAUUGUCAAAAUAUACCCUGAUAUCGUCGAUAUCAAGGAGAAACCUAUGGACUGGCUUUGCGAGCGUGCCAUUCUGACCCCUAAGAACGACAAAGCUGGAGUCAUUAAUGACACUCUACUCAACUCAUUUGACGGGACAGAAAUGGAGUACAGGUAUGUGGACUCGGUGGUACAAACGGAUGACGCGGUCCACUACCCCGUGGAGUUCCUCAACACCCUGAACCCUCCUGGCUUACCAGCCCACAAGCUUCUCCUCAAAGUGGGUGCUCCAGUGAUGUUGCUGCGAAACCUAAGUCCGCCUAAACUCUGCAAUGGCACCAGGUUGCGAGUAAAGGUCCUCCACAGGAAUGUUAUCGAGGCCACAGUGUUCACCGGCUGUGCUCGAGGAGAGUCGGUGUUUAUACCACGCAUACCACUCAUACCAUCAGAGUAUCCUUUCCAUUUCAAAAGGCUGCAGUUCCCCCUCAAGGUCUGUUUUGCUAUGACCAUCAACAAGUCCCAAGUUCUACGUGGCCUGCUCCAGGGUGAGCUCAUCCAGCAGCCUGGUGAUCUGUUACGUCCCUAG
Messenger RNA from Osmia bicornis bicornis, 975 nucleotides. RefSeq lists its product as uncharacterized. The transcript has 2 exons. The record is from RefSeq and is a predicted model, not a curated record. Bases 1 to 975 code for a protein of 324 amino acids. Lineage: Eukaryota; Metazoa; Arthropoda; Insecta; Hymenoptera; Megachilidae. Gene Ontology annotation, molecular function: DNA helicase activity. Gene Ontology annotation, biological process: telomere maintenance; DNA repair.